AUGCAAUGCCGCGGCCCACACGCAGCCUGGCACGCCUUGGAGGCUUUGUCCUUAAAGGGGGGAGUCACUGCCGAGGUGGAGGCAAGAUGGGUUGACUCGACAACGGCUGCCGGAGCAGCUGCCCGUGCCAUUCAGCUCCUGGUCUCAACGGGACAGUCAUGGAAGGAUUUCAACAGCACGGACUUUCAGAAGACCGCCCUCUUAAAAGCAGGGGACCGACCCGAGGCUUCUCGGCUGUCGAAGGCGAUCGGUGGCGAAAUCCAUAAGCAUGGUGCCGUCUCCAUACAUGUGUUUGCCGAGAAUAUCAAGAGCGUGCACGAGACGCUCAAGUCCAUCGCAUCAGUGCCAUCGCAGCUUCAGUCUGCUGGCAGGCGCGUCGUCUUCGUACCCAGUCUUGGCUGGGCAUCAGGGCCGGAUGGGCAAAAAUCUCGCCGGUCCUUGCGCAUCUACGCCAAGAGCUCUCCAUCUGUGGUUGGGCUGAAUGAGUUGGAAUUGGACAGCCUCGAGGUGCCACAGUUUCUAGCAGCACCUGAUGUUGUGUUUGGCUCUCAGAGGCGCUGGCUUGCGGCCUCGCCGGCAGCGGCAGCGCAGCUUGGCCCUGCAUCGGUCAUUUGCUUGCGGGCGAUGAGGUGCAAGAUUGAUUCAUGCCUGCUCGGAUCUGCUCAGACAGGCGUUGGCGUCUUCAUUGUACUGGCCAAGCUUGGAAACGCUUUCUAUGGAGCGUUGGGAACGGACGGACCUGGGUCGGACCGCGGACCAUUGACGGUUGCCAAGGCGCUGUGGGAGCAAAGCCAAGGCAUGGGAGGCUUCGCGGCCUGCGAUCACUUGCAGUCUCUUUUCCAGCGGCGUCACGGCGGCAACAGCACUCCAAGCAUGCUCCAAGCAUGUGGCUAUCCCUUGAUGCUUUGCAGGCUGGGAACUCUGCUGGAGUUCUCGCAGCUGCAGGAGCUUGUGCUGGUUGAUCUCAGAUCCACCGAGGUUCUGACAGCAGCCUUGUCCGGCUCGUGUAGCAGGAGCUUGCGAGUCUGCAGGGCUUCUUUCAUAGGUCCAGAAAGCCGAAAGCAGCCCCUUACCUUGCCUCCGGCCGGCUUGCAGUCUCUUGAGUCCAGCGCCCAAGUUCUCCAUCCCAAGCUGGCCAGAAGUGAUAUCGAUUUUCGCACGUGCUUCGUGGUAAGGAUGCAGGCAGCCGUCUUGAACGGACUCAGCAGUUUGCCUAUUAGUGCUUGCGCUCAGUGGUAUCCGCGUCGACGGAAGCACUGCGGAGACGGCAGCUCUUCUGGAAGGUCUGCAGGCAUUGGGUGGUCUUGUGACCGUGGCUUUGCGCUUCUCCGCACCUUCGAUGCAGCAUGGAGCUUCAGGGAGCACGUUUGUGUCGCACGGAAUCAAAUUGAAUGCGAGAGGCAGACCACGGCGACUGGCGUGACCGUGUAUUCCGUGGUCCUACAACUAGUCGAAGUCUUCAUUGCUGAAGAUGCGUCAAUGCUGGCCACAGGUGGGGCACUUCGUUGUUGUCGAUCAAUCUUUGCAUGGCUUCGACUAUUGGCCUUGCGAAAGGAUGGAAUUUCGACAGCGCUACCCAGAAGGAUGGAUCCAAGGCAGCGAUCGUUCUGGGAGGAGGUGUCCGGCAAGCUGCCUUCGAUGCCUCACAGCGAGAUGACCCUGCGUGUGGCUCAUCUCUUCCCGAGCACCUACGAUGAGGGCACACACAAGCUGUGCUGA
Symbiodinium natans is the source of this 1719-nucleotide messenger RNA. Lineage: Eukaryota; Dinophyceae; Suessiales; Symbiodiniaceae. The record is from the annotation of a GenBank genome assembly.